Messenger RNA from Cuscuta campestris, 1041 nucleotides. The record is from the annotation of a GenBank genome assembly. Lineage: Eukaryota; Viridiplantae; Streptophyta; Magnoliopsida; Solanales; Convolvulaceae.
GAUAUCAAGUGUUGAUUCAAGUCGCACUUUCGUACAUGGUAAAAGACGGAAGAACAAACGAAAUGUAUAUGACUCGCUAUACGUUAUCAACGCGCCCAUCGCUUCGCACGAAUAAUGAAACGAAAGAUUUAUUUGCGCCGCAAGGCUGCAUUGGAACGGGAUGACCCGGAAGAGACAUUCAGCAUAGACUCUGCAAAUAGCGGAGACAUGACACUCCCUGAAUAUCGUCAGAAGUUUACCAAACUCGCAAAGUUUGCACCAACCUUAGUAAAUACCCCAACCGAUCGCAUUGAGGAGUUCAGGAAGAAACUUCGACCUGACCUCAGGUCACGUGUAUUCGUUCUAACCACUGUAGAUUUCGCGGAGGCCUACGAUCUCAUUGCCAGGGCAGACAGCGACUUGAGUGCUUGCAUUGAGUAUCUGAAGACAAAUAAUGUCAGCUCAAGCACUCACCGUCCCACCGGCUCUGCCUCAAAAGGGAAAAGGCCCUUUCAAGAACCUAGCAAUUCACAUUUCUCUAAAAAGGGAAAACCUGUACAAACUCAGUCGAUGGCCUCCGUUGAUAAGUCCAAAAAGCGGAGGUAUCCAGCUUGCGAGCACUGUGGAAGGAAUCACCCUGGAGAAUGCUGGCUUAAGCAGGAUUGUGUCUCGGCUGUGGAAAACAAGGACACUUUAGAAAGGAGUGCCCUACAAACCCCGGAGAACCGUAUCCACCUGCCCCUGUUGUUAGUCAAGCAGCAUCGGCACGACCUGCACCAAGUCAACGCUCAGCAGCGGGGUCUAAUCCAGCCAAAAAUCAGAACCAACAACAAGGACGAGCUCCUGCUCGUACAUAUGCAAUGAAAGCACGAAUUGAGGAGAACCCUGACGUCAUCCAGGGUAUGUUCUCCUUAUUUGAUACUGUCAUGCAUGUGUUGAUAGACCCCGGAUCAACUUUGUCUUAUAUCUGUGUACAAAUGCCUGAAAAAGCUGACAUAAUGAAAGAACAUUUAGAACAACCUAUACCAGUGUCUAACCCGUUAGGACAUAGUAUGAGGUUAG